Messenger RNA from Hypanus sabinus (Atlantic stingray), 3652 nucleotides. RefSeq names its product short transient receptor potential channel 5-like. Gene Ontology annotation, biological process: manganese ion transport; calcium ion transmembrane transport; regulation of cytosolic calcium ion concentration. The transcript has 11 exons. Bases 241 to 3216 code for a protein of 991 amino acids. Gene Ontology annotation, cellular component: cation channel complex; membrane. The record is from RefSeq and is a predicted model, not a curated record. Gene Ontology annotation, molecular function: store-operated calcium channel activity; protein binding; inositol 1,4,5 trisphosphate binding. Lineage: Eukaryota; Metazoa; Chordata; Chondrichthyes; Myliobatiformes; Dasyatidae.
GAGUCUCAACGCAGAAAAAGUUCGUAUUCAAAAACCUCAUUAGAAGAUGCGAUUUUUGAAGCGAUUUGGGAUCCUACCAUCAUCGGCGUUGUAGAUAGUGUGUGUGUUGCGAAGUCUUGCAGAAUGAUAACGCUAGUACAAUUGCUGCGUUUAAAAUCAGAAGAAAACUACCCAGUAUCGAUUUGCGGGAGGGAAAUAAGGAGGAACUCAGCAUACAGGAUCCAUGUGGCGCAAUGAACAAUGGCCCAGCUGUACUACAAAAAAGCCAACUAUUCUCCGUACAUAGACCGGAUCCCGUUGCAGAUCGUGCGUGCAGAAAGUGAGCUGUCAUUGGAGGAAAAGGCUUACCUGAAUGCGGUGGAAAAGGGUGAUUAUGCCAGUGUGAAACAGGCUCUAGAAGAGGCUGAGAUCUACUUUAAUAUCAACAUCAAUUGUACAGAUCCUCUGGGGCGCAGUGCACUCCUCAUUGCCAUUGAGAAUGAAAACCUAGAGAUUAUGGAGCUGCUCCUGAGUUUCAGCGUCUAUGUUGGGGAUGCCUUGCUUUAUGCAAUACGGAAGGAAGUUGUUGGAGCUGUCGAGCUUCUGCUGCAUUAUAGAAAGCCAAGUGGAGAAAAGCAGGUUCCUCCUUUACUGAUGGAUGCCCAGUUCUCUGAGUUCACUCCGGAUAUUACACCCAUAAUGCUUGCUGCACACACCAAUAAUUAUGAGAUAAUAAAACUUUUGGUGCAUGGGGGUGUAUCCAUCCCUCGACCCCACCAAGUGAGGUGCAACUGUGUGGAGUGUGUCUCCAGCACAGAAGUUGACAGCCUUCGUCACUCAAGGUCACGUCUGAAUGUCUAUCGUGCUCUGGCCAGCCCUUCAUUGAUAGCAUUGUCAAGUGAAGACCCAAUCCUCACAGCCUUUCAGUUGGGUUGGGAGCUGAAGGAACUCAGCAAAGUUGAGAACGAGUUCAAGGCUGAAUAUGAGGAGCUGUCGCAGCAGUGCAAGCUCUUUGCCAAGGACCUUCUGGAUCAAGCACGCAGUUCCCGAGAGCUCGAGAUUAUCCUGAACCACAGAGAUGACCAGAGUGAUGAACUCGACCCCCAGAAAUGCCAUGAUCUCGCCAAGCUCAAGGUGGCCAUCAAGUACCAUCAGAAAGAGUUUGUCGCUCAGCCUAACUGCCAGCAGCUCCUGGCUACGUUGUGGUAUGACGGGUUCCCUGGCUGGCGUCGCCGGCACUGGGCAGUGAAGCUCCUGACCUGCGUUACCAUUGGGUUUCUCUUUCCAAUGCUAUCUGUCGUGUACUUGGUGGCGCCAAAGAGCAGACUGGGACUGUUCAUCAAGAACCCUUUUAUCAAAUUCAUUUGCCACACUGGAUCCUACCUGACCUUCCUUUUCCUGCUGCUGUUGGCGUCUCAGCACAUCGUUAAGACGGAUCUUCACAUGCAGGGGCCACCACCAACCAUUGUGGAGUGGAUGAUAUUGCCAUGGGUUUUAGGUUUUAUAUGGGCUGAGAUCAAGGAGAUGUGGGAUGGUGGUUUUAAUGAAUACGUGCACGACUGGUGGAACCUGAUGGACUUUGCUAUGAACUCUUUGUACCUGGCCACCAUCUCACUGAAGAUUGUUGCCUACGUGAAGUACAAUGGCUCACGUCCUCGAGAAGAAUGGGAGAUGUGGCACCCGACACUGAUAGCUGAAGCCCUCUUUGCUAUAGCCAAUAUCUUCAGCUCCCUUCGUUUAAUCUCACUGUUCACUGCAAACUCUCACCUGGGACCACUGCAGAUUUCACUGGGUCGCAUGCUCCUUGAUAUUCUCAAGUUCCUCUUCAUCUAUUGCCUGGUGUUGCUUGCUUUUGCAAAUGGACUGAAUCAGCUGUACUUUUACUAUGAAACCAGCGCCUCAGAGGAGCCCAACAAUUGCAAGGGAAUACGGUGUGAGAAGCAAAACAAUGCCUUUUCAACAUUGUUUGAAACACUGCAGUCCCUGUUUUGGUCGGUGUUUGGGCUGUUGAAUUUGUAUGUCACCAAUGUAAAAGCUCGGCACGAGUUCACAGAGUUCGUAGGAGCGACCAUGUUCGGAACCUACAACAUCAUCUCCUUGGUUGUCUUACUCAACAUGCUGAUUGCCAUGAUGAAUAACUCUUACCAGCUCAUUGCAGACCAUGCUGACAUUGAAUGGAAAUUUGCCAGGACAAAGCUUUGGAUGAGUUACUUUGAUGAAGGCGCAACUCUUCCACCGCCUUUCAACAUCAUCCCCAGCCCAAAAUCCAUCUGGUACCUCUGUAAAUGGCUGCACACUCAGAUCUGUCCAGGCAGAGAUUUGAAGACGGAGCAAAAGCACGAGAACUUCAAAGAAUUUACAGAACGUCAUGCAGAUGACUUGAUCCAAAACCAACACUACCAGGAGGUUAUUAAAAAUUUAGUGAAAAGGUAUGUUGCAGCUAUGAUCAGAAGUGCCAAAACUGAUGAAGGACUUACAGAAGAGAAUUUUAAGGAACUAAAACAAGACAUCUCCAGUUUUCGCUAUGAGGUUCUCGACCUGCUGGGAAACAGAAAAUCAUCUCGAAGAACAUACUCGACCAGCAGUGAUGGGAUGCAGAUAGGAGAAUUGGAUGAUGAUAGUGCAGAAGAAAAGAUAAAUAAAAUAGUCUCAUUCAGUUUGGCCGGAGAAAGCAAUGACAAGAAGUUGAAAAUGAACUCUUUCAGUGUCUCUGCUCUAAUAAAAUCAGUUUCUGGAAUUGAUCUCGAAGAGAAGUCAAAAAAUAACAGAUUGAGCAAGCAAUCUCCAUCAAUCCAAAAUGGGAAUCGAUUGCAGAGGUACCCAAACUCCAAGAAGGAUUCUUUCAAAAGGCUUGGUCUUCUGUUUAGCAAGAUGAAUGGUCAACUCUCAGAAUCAACUCCUGAGCCUGUCUCCAGUAUUUCUGAUGGACUGUUUCAGGCACACAAUAUGUGGCAGGACUUCAAGUAUUCCCAGAUUGCCAGCCCUAACAAUAAAGCAAAGAGUGAGAGUAGUCUUAAUGCUGUUGGUCUUAAUGAGGUCAACAGAAGAAACAGAAUUGAUAGCCAUUGUUCGACUAACCAUACAGACUCAUUUCAUUGUUCUUCCAAUAUUAGUGCCUCCAACAACAAACUCAUUGACUCGACAAGUGAUGUCUAUGACUCUUGGGGGGAGGCCUGUGAUUUGCUAAUGACCAGAUGGAAUAGCCACCAGGAGGAUUAUGUAACAACCCGAUUAUAAUAUACAAGACUAUGUAUAGAUAGUACUUUACCACAAGGGGAUUUGGAUCGUGUCCAUACAGAAUUAUUUUUAAAAACAUAAACCUGUAAAAGGAGUUUUCUGAAGAGAAACCCUGUUUUCUGUAAAUUAACAGAAUGGUCCAAAUAAUAUUGAACUUCAUAGCAAUUGCUGUUAUUUAUGCACAAAUACCACAGCUAUUUCAAGUCCAGAUGGAAAAUGAAAAAAAUAACUUUGAAGACGAGUCUUUCUGCAGUUAGCUUUGCAAAAACGGCAUCUCACACCUGACCGCCCCCCCCCCAUUUAAAUGCAUUGAGUGGCAUGAAGCUCCUGUAUUUGCACAAUUGAUACAAAGUAAACUUGCCAACAAAAGUUGUCAUUUCAAGUCUAAAUACACUUUUUAAUUGGUGUGUGAUUUACAGCCAGUAAACCUCUCUUA